Messenger RNA from Entamoeba histolytica HM-1:IMSS, 711 nucleotides. RefSeq lists its product as uncharacterized. The transcript has 2 exons. Bases 1 to 711 code for a protein of 236 amino acids. The record is from RefSeq and is a predicted model, not a curated record. NCBI's taxonomy places the organism in Eukaryota, Evosea, Mastigamoebida, Endamoebidae.
AUGAAGUUCGGUAAUUGGAAGAGAUUUAAAGAAGGAUUAAAGAAAGUUGCAGCACUAUUAGCUUCUGGUGCGAAAUUUGGUGGGAAUGUAAUUGAAAAAGCAAAACCACUUAUUUCUAUAGCAUCAGAUUUUAUUCCAGGUGGUGAAAUAAUUAAAAAAGGUACAGAAGUAAUUAGUAAAAUAGCAGAACCUACAAGUGAAGUAUUAAAUAGAAUAGCAUCAGGUGAAAAUGUUGUUGGAGCAACUAAAAGAUAUUUAAAUCAAGUUAAAAAUGAAAUACCAAAUGAUAUUACUAAAACAGCAAGUAAAAUUAUUAAUCAAGUACCUGAACAUAUUUCAUUAAAACCUAAAGGAAGAACAGGAGUAUCACCUAAAUCUGCUUUAUUUGCUAAAAGACUCAAUGCAGGAAAGAAAAUAACAGGAAUAGGAGGGAAGUUAUAUAAAACAACAGGUAAUAUAACAACUAAAUUAAUUCCUAUUUCAAAAGGAAUAGCAUCAUUUCUUCCAGGUGGUGAAACAAUAGGAAAAUUAUUAGAAAGAAUACCAAAAUGGUAUGAAACAAAUGGAAAAGCACUCACAGAAAUUAGUGAAGGAAAGAAAAUAAAAGAUGUUAUUAAAGAUUAUGGAAAAACACUUUAUAAUGAUGUUCUUUUAAAUAAAAAGAAUUUAUCAGCACUAUCACCUUAUGAACAAGAAAAACUAACACAAUAA